AUGGCUGCAGCGGGCGAGGAGGGCAUCCCAGACGGAAGCGGUUCACGAGAGGCGAUGUUUUCAGCCAGAUUUGAUGGCAAGGAGACUGAGAGGCUGUUCCGGCAGGUUUACAGCAUCCUGAAGGAGCGGAACUACCCAGUAAUGAUGGAAGAAGGGGCAGGGGGGGACUUUGGGACGACUGCCAUCUUCCUGGGGCGACUCCGAAAGCACAAGGGUGUGAUGCUCUCCGUUUGCACCUCUCAUUACGGCGAGAUCACCAACUCCACGUACUCUUCCUACAACGAGGUGAAGUUUGCACAGGAUCACAACGUCGAGAUCCUGCCUCUCAGGAUGUGCGAGGACCCCUGGCCUCCUGAGCCGCCUUCGGGUCCGCAUCAUCCCUACGACAAGGAUGGGACGGCGGAAGGGCUCCUUGCCAUGGCCAUCCCACCAAGCAAGAUCUUUGUGGACUGCAGGGGAAGGGAUGCGAAGUGGAUCGCUGCCCAAAUCGCGCUGACGCUGCGCCAGAAGGGCUUCAACCCCGGGCCUUCACCAAGCACCGAGCGGUACAGCCAGCAAGAUGCCAAGGCCGUGGUCCGGCCGAGCGCUUCGCCCAGCCCCGCAGACGUCAAAGAAGCCGAGGACAAAGACAUCCGGCAAAUGCACUGGUAUUCACACUACCGACACACCCUCUUCCAGCUGCUGCAGACCCUCAUUGACGAUGGGGCAACAGGGGUGGUGGUGGUUGGCAUUAUGCCCACCCUCGAGAACAAGAUGACGUGCGAAGAGUUUCCCGUCCUCCAGCAGGACUUGCAAACGGCCUAUUUGCAGAAGAAGGCCCCGUUUUACUGGAACGGGGACCUGCAGUUCAAGUUUGAGGACAUCACCUUCAAGAGGGUUCAGCUUGACGACCUUUGCGACGAGCUCCGCAUCAGCACCAGAAGGAACAAAGCGGCCAUCAUUGCUUCGUGUUGCGCAGAUCAUGCAGAGACUGCUACGAAUGCGAUGCGCGAGCACAACAAGUCCAGACCUGAUGGGCACGGGAAGGUUUCUCGAGGAUGGGCGACCGCACAGGAUGUGUAUGGUGACCGAGGCAGCCAUUCAGCCUCCAAGGCAGCUUCGCCCAAGGAUGCCGAGGCUGCAGGCUUUCUCCCGUCACCACGCACCGCAGCAUCCACUGGGCCGGAAGCCAAGGGUGCGGAUCCUGGCGCCUCGUCAUCGACCCCGCAAGGGCCCAUCGCCGCAGCGCUGCGGAAAGGCAUGGCCGGCGGCAGCAAGGACCUUGCGGCGUCUGUUGCGGAUGCAGCAGCAACAGCAGAACCGAAGGCCCAGGGCCCCGGUGAAGAAGCCAAGGCCCUGGCCCCGAGCGCUUCGCCCAGCCCCGCAGAUGCCAAAGAAGCCAAGGCAUUCUGGGACCUGGGCCGAAAAGGCGGGGGCGAGCGCAACGGCCAGAGCUACUCAAAGAAGGCCUGCUUCGUGAAGGCAGUGGAGCUGGAUGAGAUGUAUGCGCUUGCGUGGAGAAACCUCGGUCUCGUUGGCGGUGGCACCGUGAAGGGCCAGGCUUAUGACGCAAAGGACCGGGCCUGCUUCGUGAAGGCAGUGGAGGUGGAUGAGAACUAUGCGAUUGCGUGGAACAGUCUCGGAAAUCAAGACGGUGGCACCGUGAAGGGCCAGGCUUAUGAUGCAAAGGACUGCUUCGUGAGGGCCCUCGAGCUGAACGAGAAUCCUUCGCACGAGCCCAUGUUCUGGCGAAAUCUAGGUGACGUUGGUGGGGGGACCGUGUGCGGCACCCACUACAGCCCCGACGAGUGCGAAGCCAAAGCCAAAGGGAAGUAG
Molecule: messenger RNA, 1815 nt
Organism: Symbiodinium sp. CCMP2592
Lineage: Eukaryota; Dinophyceae; Suessiales; Symbiodiniaceae
Source: the annotation of a GenBank genome assembly